Durusdinium trenchii is the source of this 1061-nucleotide messenger RNA. The record is from the annotation of a GenBank genome assembly. NCBI's taxonomy places the organism in Eukaryota, Dinophyceae, Suessiales, Symbiodiniaceae.
CUCAAUGCUUGAUAUUUAUGUUUAGGUUUCACAAUAUUCGGGUUUGCGCCAGGCCCCUAGGUAAGUAAAGGUGUAAGGGUUCUCACGUUGGCCUGAUGGAUGACGAUGACGAUGAUGGAGAGGAAAUUGAAGAGCUUGCAGAGGACGAAAAGUCCCGCGAUGAACUGCUAAACGUUCGCAUUUCCAAGACUAUUGAUGGUCAACUCUGCAGUGGUACUGUUACGGAUGUCGUGGUGGGGCACAGGACUCAGGAGCGCCUCUACUUGAUCGAGUAUUUGGAUGGAGAUAUAGAGCACAUGACUGGACAUGAGGUUAGAGCUGGCUUGCUCUCGUGGGUGACCCAGGAUGCAGCUGAAAUUCUGCCUGAACGGCCUGAGCGGGAGAGGGAUCACCCCACAGAUGUUAUAAUGGAAAGGGAGGAGGAAGCGCAUGAGGAGGCUAUUGAGGCCCUUCCCGAUGAUGAGAAGGCCAAAGAUGUACUUUUGUAUGGGCGUAUCACCAAGAGGAUGGAUGGGAAAGCCUUCAGCGGCACAAUUGUGGAUGUUGCGAUGGGAAUGAACACCAGAGAGCGCCUUUACCUUAUCAGAUAUUUCGAUGGAGACAUGGAACACAUGACCGAAAGUGAGGCGAUGGAAGCUCUAGCAGCAUGGGCUGAUGCAGAUGCUCCUCACAAGCCUGCAGGGGAUGCAGAAACUGCAGACGAAACCAGAAGUUGACGGAGACCUGAAUGAGUAUAUUCGAAUGUAUAUUUGCCUCAUGAACAUGUACAAGGCAUCAGAGUGGCUGUGAUCGCUUCCCGGCUUGGCUAAGCAACGCCUAGAAUCUGGUCGAAAAGACAUUUGAUUCUUCUACCAGGUUGACCGUCUUAAUCAAUGACAUCUUGCACUUGUUGAACUCCGUUUCUAGAUGGCUUUGAGGCACUGAGAUUUUUCAGUGCAAUUGAAACGCCGGGCUCUCUGCAGAAAAGCCAGAAGAGCCACCAUGCCAUGGUGCGGUCUCAAAGGCAUCAUGAGCACGCAAUACGAGCGGACAAGUCCAUGUUGACCCGAGAAAGAGUCGGA